This is a messenger RNA of Porites evermanni, 15911 nucleotides long. The record is from the annotation of a GenBank genome assembly. NCBI's taxonomy places the organism in Eukaryota, Metazoa, Cnidaria, Anthozoa, Scleractinia, Poritidae.
ACAAAUGUUUUCCUUUCAGCGCUUGAUCCACCCAGUUAUCUUGUUGGGUAUGUAACUGGUGAUACGUCUAUCAAACUCUCCUGGGAAGUUAAAUCUUCUUCAAACAAUACAGUGUUUGAGCUAAGGUGGAAAAUAGGCGACAACGAAUCGUCUAUGUUGCUUCCCGGUUCAACUGGAACUAUCACACUAAAGAAUCUCCGAGUUUACACUCAGUAUCUCUUUCGAGUAAGAAAAGGUACUGUGGAUGGCACUUGGGGUGCAUUUACAAAGUACACAAGUAUCUGGACCCCGGAGGGAGGUAAGAAUAUGAACGGUUAUGACAAAAAAAAGCGUUAAUUGGUCUAUUCUCAGACCUUCUAUUUUUUCUUUAAAGAUCGUUCGGCGCAGGUAUGAACCGCGUGAGAUUGAUUACCUGCCAGCGCAAAGGGGUUAAGUGGGUAAAUGCCACUCUCGUUCUCGCGUGUUCAAAUACCCGGAAACAGGUAAAUAAAUAAAGAAAAGAAGAACACGUCUAUGGACAGGCUAAGUGUUAACAAGACAAAUCAUUAUUCUUUAGAAAAGGGAAAAAGCCCAAAAAUAUUAAAUCGUAGGCAUGUGCACCUCAUCUCAUAUGUGCAAAUAUGGAGGCCAUAUAGGAAGGGUUACGCCUGCAAUGAAUGAUCAGAUUUCUGGCAUGCUCCGAAUAUGUCUCAUUAUCAGCCUCAGGUCAAAAGUGUACCACUUUUCCUUUAAACUGCUUGGAUUAAAAAGGGAUUGGAUUGGAUUAAAAGGAUCUAUGUUUUGUUAAAGGGAUAAAACUAUCAAAUAAUUUGCUUUGUCGUCAAAAGAAAGUUUAAUUUUAUGAGUGUGCAAAGUUUGUCUCACCAGGAAAAGACGCUACGACUAUGAAUUAAGCGUCAAACUUUUCAGUCUUCGCCCGUAAUUUUAACAGUCUCAUUUCUCCAAACUUCAUUCAAUUUCAUAUGCCAUUUUUAUUAUUGGAAUGUUGCAAAAUUUGAUUUAGAAACAUCUUAGUUAAGUACAGUAAAAACCCGCGUAUAAGAACCUAACAUUUAAGAACCUGUUAGGCUAAAAUUUCAUUUUUAAGCACCCUUCACAUAAGAACCAUUUUAGGCUAAAAUCCUAAAACAGGUUCUUAUUUUCAAAAAAAAUAAAACUUUACCAUAGGUUUGACUGUAACAGAAUCAGAUUAAAAUAGUAUAGUAUUUUGCUUAACGAAGCCUCCAAGAAUACUGUUUUUGGACAUUAAACACCAGAUCAUUUAAAAAUUCAGCUUUAUUUCCUGAACAAAAGUUAAGAACCUAGUUAGCCUAAUUUUACACUAAAUACCAUUUAUAUAAGAACCUGUUUAGGCUAACUUGGAAAAACCUAGGUUCUUACACGUGGGUUUUUACUGUACCUAUUGAGGCACAAGGAGAAAGUAAAAUUACGCAUGUUUUACUUAAUAUUAAAAUAUGAACUGAACUAAUCGCUAUCUAUUUUGUAAUAGUACCCACAGCCCCGCCAGACAAUGUGACAGCAUACAACACCAGUUCCUUCAGCAUUAUGGUGUUUUGGUCGCAAGUUCCCAGUCCCUACCGUAACGGCCUGGUGGUUGGUUACAAAGUCUGCUAUAAACGUGCCGAUAUCAUUGAGAGUGUGUUGUACUGCAUAGCUGUUUAUGCCCUGGGGAUGGAAAUUGGGGGAUUGAAAACAUAUACACCUUACUGGAUCACAGUCCUGGCUUACACUACCAAGGGCGAAGGUCCAACGAGUAAACCUCUAUUGGUGUGGACCGAUGAGCACGGUGAGUGAAAUUGUCAUAAAAUUUUUGUCAACAAAGUUUUUAGAUUCAAAACUUAGCCGAGGCAAGACAACGAGCAGUUGUCCCAACUCUUCGACGGGCUAAAUUUAUCGCGAAUCUUGCCCACGUUAACAAUGGUGGCUGUCGAAUUAUGUUUUAAACGAAGUUAAUGGAAAUUAACAAAAAAUCUCUGGUGAACAAUUAAGAAAAUCAAAGGAAAGCUCUAAGAAGUCUACAAGGAGUGUCUCCAGAAGUAAAAAGUAACCUUACUUCCUACUGGCUGAGGCCAGACAAACAGGCUGACUUACUGACUGACUACUGACAGAGUGACUGACUGACCUACUGACAGACUGACUGACUGACCUACUGACUGGCUGACAGACAGACUGACUUGUGACUGACAGACAGACUGACUGAUUGACUGACUGACUGACUGGUGACUUACUAACAGACUGACUGACUCACUGACUGAAUAACUGACCGACUAACUGACGGACGGACAGACUGACCAACUGACUGACUGAGGGAUGAACCUUUUGUUUCUGAUACUAAGAAGUGAUGGUGCAUUUCAGUUUCCGAUUUUCUUUGUCUUUCAGUUCCGUCAGCAGCGCCGAAAUUAUUGUCUUUUUCAUCCAACAUCACUGCAAUCAAAUUUUCUUGGGCCCCAAUACCUCAAAAGCACGUUAACGGAAUCUUGCGUGGUUACUACGUCAUCUACUGGCAGUGGCCGCGGUCGUCUCCUGACAAUCUUGUGAUUCAAGUGAACCAGUCAACUCUCAGCGUGGUCAUUACAGGUCUCCAGGAAAACACCACAUAUGGGAUACGCCUGGCAGGGCUUACUAAAGUCAGGGGUCAUAUUAGGAAUGGCGCUCUUAGCCAUACUUAUAAUGUUACUACAAAGUAUGGUAAGGAGAAAUUAUGUUGAUAUUUCUCGUCAAUUUAAUGUUGAACUUUUUUAUCACUUUGUCAGAGUCACGUGCCUACUUUUUCUGCGAACAUCAAAUCGGCAGAUAACAUCUCUCUAUCAACAUUAAACAACAGCAUUAUACCUAACUGACUGGAAGGGGCGCUAUUCCGGUAAAACUUAGGUCUUUGCUGGAAAAUAGGGGCAGAACAAACAUCGGUGAUUGUUGUUUAAAAUCUCUAAUUUUGAAGUUUAUGAUUGGCGGUAUUAAGAUUACAACGGGGAUAAACUUUUUUUUUGUUGAAAUUAUUUUAGUUGGAGAGUAAGCGAUUUGUGUCUACAGAAAGAAAGUAUUAGAUCAAGUAGAGAAUGGGGGAGAAAUAAUCAAACUAACCGCUGCUCGAUUAGCUCAGUUGGGAGACCUCCGGUCUGCUAAGCGGUGGGUCGCGGGUUCAACCUCCGGUCGGACCAACACUCAGGUUCUUUACCGAAAUAACUGAGAAGACAGUGCUACCUUUGUAAUGGCAUAAGCACACGGUAAGACUUUCUAGUCUUCUCGGAUAAGGACAAAAAACCGUAGGUCUUGUUUCACAGCACUCUCACUUAUCAGGUUCUAGUAGGAUGGAAAAGAACCCACACCACUGUUCGAAAAGAGUAAGGGACGUAAACGCCGGUAGUGUGGCCAACCUUUCCUGGGCUGGGUGGGUUAUCUGUAAGGAGAUAUCUGAAUAUAGGGAUAACCUUAUGUUCCUCCUUUAGAUGUCGUAAUGGCUACCUGUAAAUAGUGUAUGAACUUGUCGAACUACUAUAAUUGAAUAUUCAUUGUUAGGUCUUAGUCACUGUAAUGUACGGCUUAAUAAGUCACUAGCUUUAAGCACUUGCAGUUACGAAAGGUUAUUUGUUAAACCUCUUUAUUUUUCUCUACAGUCUUAAAAGCUCCGCAGAACGUCAAAGUAUUCAGUUCCUGUUCUACCUGCUUGAGAGUGAGCUGGGAUCCAGUUUACAUUCCUGAUAUUGACAAUCCUGUAACAGGCUAUCGCCUAAUAUACCGUGACACAUCAGGGAAGGUGUACGCUAACGAACUUGGGCCUAAACAAUCCACUGUUCAUCUGACGGGUCUUGACAAGUUUUCUACAUACACGAUAACAGUGUCUGCUAUGACUGAAGCAGGAUCGGGGAGGACCAGUGAACCCAUUACUAUAGUCACGCUCGAGGACGGUUAGUUGCAUCCUCAUAUACCAUGACCCAUAAUACUAGAAAGAAUGACAUGGUCUUCCCAAAUUAUUCGUUAUAGUUUUUGUCAGUUUGCUGUUUUGUCGGUUGGUUUUGUUUUUGUUUUGUUUUUUGUUUUUGUUUUUGUUUUUUGUUUUUUUAUGUUUGCCAUCUUUUUUGUUUAUGCUUUUUCCCUAAUCACUUGUCGCGAUAAAAAAUAAGGCUCUAGAGUUCAAGUAAGUAAAGGAAAUAAAAUGGAACAGUCAAAUUAAAAAAUAUGUUAACAGGGUAAGAAACAGAGUUAUGAAAGAUGCACAUAAAUACUGACAUGUGAGUGACUUGCGGGAGUGGGUAACCAGUGGUUCCCCCUGGGGAAGAUGUCUAAGGAAAGAGCGCAGAAAAUCAACACUGAUGAGGUCUCACUACCCAGAUCUAGGUGGUGCUUAUGAUUCGUUGAAUCAAAUUUCCCUCUCGGCACGACCAAUGGGAGACACUACCCGGAUCUCAGAUAUGAACAAUAACGCGUCAUCAGUAUGGAAGUUCUGCGCUCCUUCCUCCGACGUAAUUUCGCGGGAAACCAGUGAUAUCGUCUCAGAAUGUCACAUGUUUUCUCCGACUACUCCCGACAAAAAUAACACUAUAUUGUUGGUCUUAGUCCCUAGCCGCGCCCCAGAAUCAAUCCAGGUGCAAAGCACUGGACCACGAAGUAUCUUAAUAGAGUGGAGCCCAGUCCCCCAGCAGUACGUGCACGGUAUUCUACGAGGCUAUCACGUUUACUACAAAACGGGAAAGCCCAAAGUUAAACGUUCGACAAGUCUUGUGGGGGUAAUAAAGGCCAUGUCUGUUAACAAGUCGAGUCAGAAUUUGGAAAUAACAGGCUUGGAACCCUUCACCAGCUAUGAUGUUUGGGUUGCUGCGUUCACUGAAGCGGGCAGCGGACCAUCAAGUACUCCUGUCACCGUAGUUACCGAUGAAGAUGGUAAGUACCUCACGUGACUUUUCACAUGAAAAUAGGCCCUGGGGAAAAUAUUACAAAAUUCUUUAAAUUGUCGUUUGGAUAGUGUUUUAUGUAAACCUACUUUUGCAUUAUCUUUUCUACACAAAUAGCUCUUGCGUCCGUUCGGCAAAAAUUUGGAUACUGCAGCCGGAGCCUAUGGGUAUUUGCUCCUCUACUCAGCUUGUUUGCGUCACGGUGCAAACUCAGUUGUGAGCACCUUUGUCUUUUUAAUACAUUCAGAAAUGUGUCAACGAGAGAAGUGAGUUGGAAGGAAUUCCUUUUAAAAGUUACGUGCCGUUGUAACAAAAGAGGACGGAAUAAUUACACGCUAUAGAUUUCUAUCGGUGGUAUUUUUGGAAAUCGGUCAUUGCAUGUGCAGUGGGGCAAAGAAAGAGAGAUGUAAUGUGAACCUCAGGUUUACAUGAGGCUCUAUCCAACUGGCAAUUUUGUAGGAUCGGAAGAACGGAGUUUUGAACUCAGUUUGAACUUUUCCGACUUCAAUGUGACUAACGCAGUAACCUGGAAAAUGAACUUUUUUAAAUCGACCAUCAUGCAUCUGAAACUACUUUGUUUGUCUUCGUACUAGCACCAGCUCGACCUCCACGAAUUCGUAACAUCUCAGCUAAAACCUCUGAAUCGGUGUUCAUACGAUGGGAGCCCAUUCCACAGCGACAUAUAAAAGGAAUACUGCAAGGCUAUCAAGUGCAUUACAGCGAAGAGAGCUCCCGCCUUCCCGUCUUAAAGAAGAAGAUGAUUACGGUAAAUGCAUCUGUCACACAUUCAACAUUGCACCACUUGAAGCCGAUGACCAGGUAUCGUGUUUGGAUCGCAGGCUUUACGGCAAAAGGUGCUGGACCUUCUAGCGAGAAGGAGUUUGUCUCCACGCCCCCAGCCGGUAUGUUUAGGAAAGUUGUAAUUAAUUAGGAUAUCAACUCUAACAUAUAAUACCCUAUACCGAGGCGGCAGAAGCUUUGCACCGGACACUGUAAGUUUCUUUUUCUUAUUCUUCCUUAUCAUCUUCUUCUUUUCUUAGCGAUAAAUUGAUUUUGAAGGUUUCAAUUGGGGUGCUGCGGGAGUGGGGGGGGGGGGGGGGGGGGAAGGGGAACGACCCCCUUUUGAAAAAGACCCUGUUUAAAAAAAAAAAAAAAACCCACAACCACUAAUAAAAAUAUUUAAAAACCCCCCAAAAAAACCAAAAAGAAAAAUUAUUUUAUUUUAUUUAUACAAGUACCUUAAAUACUCGCGACCUUUCUCCGUGGUGAUAGUGUGACAACAAGGACGGGAAGAUAGGAACGUGUUGCCCAGAACAGUCAUCUGCGGUACCCGAAAAACACAAGCUCCAUGUGGUUAGAAACCGGUUAGGGAGGAACGGAGCGUAGUUGCCCCCAACGGGUCUAAGGGGGUUUUCGUCAUAGUGGGGGGGGGGGUGUGGGGGGGGGGGGGGGGGGGGGGGGGGGGGGGGGGGGGGCAAGGAGAGAAACAGCUCACAUUGCAUACAACUCUGACUUGAAUAGAUAAAAAAGAUCCACAACACUUAGUAAAAUAUUGUAUACACCUCCGAAAAAUCACCAGCAGUAAAUUUGAUUACUUUAAUUUCAUAAAACCAUUUCUUAAUUACAUUCCAGUUCCAAACAGCCCUCAUAGAGUGAAGGUGUUUACAGUGACCCCAAGGAGCGUGCGCAUAACAUGGCGUAGUAAUCCGGCAACUACUAACAGCGUGACGCGUUACAUGGUAAAGUGGCUGCGUGUGGGUAAUCCCGAUGACUCCAACGUAGAUGGUCAUAAGAUUGUGAAUGCGGGCUCGCCAUACCACAGAGAAGCCCAGGUUGGUGGACUGAAGCCUUUUAACAAGUAUUCUUUCAUGGUGCGGGAGGAAGUUGGACAGGAUAACUGGAGCAAGUUUUCUAGUGCUGUGGAUGUCAUAAUGCUAGAAGAUGGUAUGUUGAAGUUCCACAAAAUUAUGCGAACUGUUUCGCCACUUAUACUAGGCUUUGAUCGAUUGUGAUCGUAAAAGUAGCAUACUAUGAGCAGUGCUGGUAUAUUUCUAAAAUUAUGCAAAUAAUUAUGCUAGUUCUUGUAAAUUAUGCUCAUUUUAGCAGAAAAUGCAGAAAUUAUGCUUCUUUUUUCUACUUUAAAUUUGGUAAAGGUACCUCAAUGACUAUACAAAAAAAGCAAGUAAAUGGCAAAUACUUUAACUUUAAUACAUCUAGAAAGAGCAUAAUUCAUCGUCUGACAAAAGGGUAUAAACAUUUUAAAAAUUAACAACCAGCAGGCGGACGCCGUCUUGGGUAGCCGAGCAAGUUAUGCGCAUGCGUAUUGAGUCUUGGGUGACUUCCUGUGAGACAUAGGUCCCAUGAAUUUGACAAUAAGCAAACAAAAAAAAUUGAUUUUGUUUCUUAAAUUUGCCUGUAACACUGAUCUCGUGCCCCCAAAAAUGGUUGAAAGGUGAGACCAAAAAAUAGUUAUUUUUGAGAGCGCAUUCGCAUUUUGGUGCCAAGAAUUUCAAAACCAGCAUUUUGAAUUGAGUUUUUACGUACACAUUUACGCGCAUUUUUGAGGAGACCACAGCAGUCCUUUGUUGCGUUUUAGAAAAUUUGACUUCUUCUAUACGUCAUGUGUAAUUUAUUUGUGCUGUAGGAUUACAGAAAAUGUAUGGAAGAACUCAAGUUUUCAAAAAAAGCAACAAAGGACUGCUAUGCACUCCAAGAUUUAGUGUGUAGUUUCUUUAAGUUUAAUUGUUACAUUAUUCAAAGGGAAAGUGACAAAUAUAUUCAAUCAGCAAGAAUUAUUUGGCUUUGUAUUCCUAUACAAACUUUUAAUUUUUCCACCAUCUUGUCCUGAUUACCCAUCAUGCCGCUACAAUCGUGGUAAGUUCGAAUUUUGUUUGAUAUGGUUCGAUAUAAUGCUUGGGAGGUACAUUUCAAUUCAAAGUGGGCAGACGGCAAAUUGUUGCUGCUCGAAAUAUGGUAACUGUUUGAGACGAAGCUGUGGUUUUGCCAUUCAAAAGAACAAGGACACAUAGCUGGCAUUAUUAACAAAAUGAACUUUACAACCGUGACACAGCGUCUGUAAGCGUAAAUUAAAGAUGUGGCAGUCAUUUUUCUCACCCCCUCGCCUUUUACAAGAGUCGAGUCCAAUUUUUGGGAUCGACGAGACAAAAUUCAGGAGGUUUUGUCAAUACUUGAAAACUGGUCUUACCUAAGUUUGUAUGUAUCCCUUUUAGCUCCCUCGCCUCCUCGUGAAUUAUCGGUCAAGCUUAAGGAAGGAACUCGUCUGAUUCUGCAAUGGAGGAAACCUGAAGAAACUAAUGGAAUUAUCAAGAAAUACGAAAUUCAUUUUACAGACGAUGACGGCGCAACUAAAACCUACACUUCACACCCUGAUCUAAAAAAAGAAUAUCUAACAUAUGAAGUUUCUCUUACUGAUGUCCAGAUGGAAUACGAGAUAAAGGUUUGGAAAAGAUAUAUUAUUAUAAUGAAAGGUCAUGAAAAACGUUCAAAAUCAAAGGCUUUCGUUGUUUUCUGUUAGAAAGGUUUUUUAUAUCGUUUGUCUCACGAUAGUUCGCCCAAUCAAAGGUAUUUUUUUGCCAGUAAAAUCAGGAAUCCUAGGCAUUGGAAUCCGGAAUUCCGCUAACCAUUGUAAACCAGAACCCAAGUUCCACUGACAAGGAAUCUGAAAUUCACUCCAGUACCUGAAAUCCGGAAUCUACCGCUUGGAUUCCAGACUCCAACAAUGCCUUUGAUCACCUUACAUGAUCUAACUGGCAUCGAGAUUUGCUCACCGAAGCUAACUUUGAAAAUAAGACCGUAGGACAAAAAAAAUUCAAAACGCCUAGAGUGGAAAGCAAAGUGAGAAAGGCCCUUUAAUUACGCCUCACCAGCACCAUUGCUGGUUUGAACAUGACGUCACGACGACCAUGUUGGUGGCCAAGAACAACCUCUGGGAACUAAACUCUAUAGACCUAUUCGGCUAACUCAAUGUUGUACCCAAUUCAAAUCUCCCGGGGAUAAGAUUCUUUGUGUUUUGUAUUUGCAUUACAAUGUAGCAUUCACAUUAUGAUAUGGAAAUUCCUGAAACAAUACGUUUUAUUCCCAAAGGGUUUGAAUUGGGUACAACAUUGAGUUAGCCGAAUAGGUCUAUUUUCAUGAAAAUUCUUCGACAAAAAAUUCUAUUGUAUUGUCCCUCAACAUGGCCGUCUUGCCUCGUGGUUGUAAACCAAGAACUGUUAGGUAUAUUACUUUACCCUUUACACCCAGGUACAAGCCCAUAACUCGUUACCAGGACGAAUGAGUGAGGAGAUAACAGUGCAACACCAGCCCAAUAUUGAAACGUCUGAAGGUAACAAACGUACAUAUAAAAGAGGAUAUGUUUUGUCCAGCAUUAGUUCCUCUAAAGGGGGGAGGUACCCAACAAAGUUUUAUGCUGGGAGGCGACGCCCCGAGGUCCAUCCCCUUACCCUUUAAUAAACCAUUUUUGACAGAAAAGGUGACCCUUUUGUAUACCUUUUAUUAAACAAUGGUAACCCUUUUACAUACUUAAGUUUAGAACACUGAAUUCCUUUUAACUAGGUGCUUUCGAAGACCGCAAUGACAGAUUUCCCUACCCUUUCAUAUACCAGAAGCGUGAAAAAGGUACCCCUUUCGGGCGGAGCCUUCCCGUAUAAGUCAUUAUAAGAAGCAAGUACACCUCCUCCAGAACACUAGUCAACAUUGACCAGAGUUAGGUGCCCUCAUUACCGUCAAAUCGUACCUUGUUAGGGUGUCUUUGGAGGCAAAACAACGAGCUCUUUUUGGUGUGACUACAGUAUCAAAAAAAUAACUGUAAUGUAUAAUCUAUAAUGGUCUGCGACAGUCUGUGACGCGGCCGGAAGCGGUAUGUGUCGCCGAUAUUCAGACGAUUCCAGGCACUACAGGCAAAUGUAGGCACAAUUAUUUUAGUGUAAAAGGUAUACCAUGUAUGUUAAACUCAAUUUUGCGAACAUCGCGUCUGGCAUUAUGUGGCGUGUAUGACGUGAAGCAUUUCAUGGAUUGUCAGUCGUGUUCCUGAUCAAAUAGAAACCACGCUUUAGAAGGAAAGGUUCGACUGUACUUUACAUAUGGCUGAAAAUAACAAAAUUUUUUACCGGAUUGAAAUAAACUUUUCAGCACACAUCAAGAAUUUGCGUAGUCCUCCUGUAGGUAAAAAGCUUCACUUAAAGUUCUGAACGAAUAAGCACUAAUCGAUGUUUUCCUUUCACUUUCUUUGGACUCAUUGAACCUCUAUGCAGCUCAAAAACCUGAUCCUUUUAAGUCUAAUUUAAUAUGGAUCGUGGCUGGUCUGGUGGGAGCGAUUCUAAUGCUGGUGAUAAUUGCUGCAUUAUUUCUCAUCAGGUACGUAUACCUUUUUCUCUUUUCUCUUUCCUUUUCUUUAAUUUUAGUUUCUCUUCUUUUCUUGUCCUUUUUUUUCCCUCAAAACAUUAAACACUGUUGCAGCCUGCCCCACUUAAGGAUAUCCAAGACAGUCUUGGAUUCUGGAUUCCAAGCCGUAGAAUCCGGUUUGCAGGUACUGGAUUCUAGUCUCUGUCAGUGGAACUUGAAUUCUGGAUUUCAAUCGUUAGCGUGAUUCCGGAAUCUUGAGCUGCAUUCCGGAUUCCAAAGCCCAGGAUUCUGGAUUCCAUAAGCAAAGUUUUCCCGGAUUACGGAUUCCAGAAGAAAAAAUUUCCUGGAUUCCAGAAUCCACAUUCCCUUACAAGGGGCAAAGACUGCAGAAGUUAAUAGGUUUUGGCCUGAAAUAAAAAACAAGAAUAGAAAGACUGGAAAUAAAAGGAUAAGUUAAAUUUUUAGGUCAUUCCCAGAUGUUGUUUAAAAACCUUGAGCGCCAUACAGAGCACACAACGUACAUGUGUUGACGCAAACACAAUAUGAAAAUCAGGCAUACGAAACACUCAUGUUUGGAUACCCCUGAUUCAAACCAACGCAGAUUCAAGCACAGGCAUACUUCUAUCAAACAGACAUGGAAAAAAACGAGGCCGUAAACGUUAGAGAUAGCGCUGCAAAUAGUCGUAUGCAACAACGCACAUCGAAGAGCAAGUGCGUGUGAAAAAGCGUGUAAAAAUUUGCGUUUGCGUUUGCGUUAACUCUUGCGUCUCAAUGAUAACAAACCUUAAAUUGGAAGUUUUCAAGUUGUAUGUUGAGAUGUUCUGUUUGCUUUGUUUGUAUGUUUAUUUUUUUUUUAUUAGUGCUGUUGUCGUUAUUUUACAAACUAAAACAAUCCUCAAAACGAAACUCAUCUUUGUGAAACUGCGUUUUCUUGCAGGCAAAAUUCAAAGAAGUCUAAAGAAAAACUUCAUAAACGUAAGUAAAUUUCCGUAAUCUGCAGCUUGAGGCUCACUGAAAAUCUAUAGUGGUACAAUCAUAAUACCAGCAAAACUGGCGGUGCGCUUUUAUAUUAAAGCGACUUUUCGGAAACAGCAAAAUGUUUUGUUUGUUUGUUUUGUUGUUGUGCUUGUUUUUUUUGUUUUGUUUUUUUUUAAGUAACUUAAAGGUAUUCAAAUGAACUCGAUAUCCUUGAGCGGGCGCUUUCGUUAAUUAAUCCUGAAUUAACUGCUGUAUACUACAGAAUUGCACUCUUUUACGCGCGUAAUGCAAUAUCUAAUUUAUUAUUCUCCGUUUACCCGGCAACUGAACGUUAACUAGAUGCUGCUGCUGAGUUAUUUUCAAUUAUGUUUUCACUUCUUUCAAUCUCUAUGAAUUUUCUUUUCGUUUUAUCAACCAUUUCGAGAGAGAGUGAAACGCCGAACCACACGAGUGCAUCUUUGCAUCGAGUGCCUCAAUCAGUUGACGAAAUAAUAUAUAACAGACGGAAUCAAUGCUCUUAAGCCUAGUAUCAAUGGAAACUGAGUACCUGCAAAAAUAUUUUCGAUUGUUGAUCACGCAAAGAUCACCUCCACCCGUCUUUUAUUUUUGCGUUGUCUUAUAUGGAAUGGUUCUUAACCGAGAUUGCUUGUAAAGGUCCCAAAAGAUUAGUCUUGCACGUAGAUUGUCUUAUGUCCCGUCAGUCCUCACGAUUGUGCAAAAUUGGCUGGUAUUAUUUAUAGGAAAUAUUAAACACUUAAUGACUGGUCACGAGGGUAACUGUUAAUUUUGUUUCCCAAGAAUCUCAAUGUUUUCCGAGGUGGAGCCGAGGGAAACAAUGAGUUUCGACGGAAACAAAAUUAACUGUUACCCAAGAGACCAGUCUUUAGAGUGCGACUGCUGUAACUGGGGCCAUCGACAAAGUUGACCAGUCGGAUUAUUGGAAAAUAACAAUACAUUCCAAGAAAGUUGGUUGUGGGCCAAUCAGCAGCUCGUAAAAAAACACUAAGUUGCUCGAAGCACAAAAUUUUAUGUUGAUAGCAAAAGUUUUCCAGGAAAGCAAACUGUUUCACCAGGCAAAUUGUUUUUCUAUUCGAAACUUUGCAUACAACACCCACGAGACAUAUUUCUUUGACACGAGCAGUUAUUUUGACCAGCAAUUUCUUCGCUUCUAUUACCGCGCUUUGCAAUAACAUGCGACCGCAAGUCAAAAAUAUAACUAUCGUUGACGUUUUUCGCUUUCGUCACUCACUCUAACGAACCUCUCGGGAAACAUGUGCUUUCUUUAGCAGGUUCAAAAAGUCAUGUCUGUAGGUUGAAAUUGGUUGAUUUCAAUCCAUAUUGAUGUCGUUUAUUUCGGGGGCCCGGCUCUAGUAUUCGCUCUGUAAGUAAUUUGUUAUAUAGCUGGAAAUUUUGAAGCUGGAAUUUCAUUAAAUCUCGCAGUAACGGCAAUGCUGCCCUCUGACGUCAUAGAUUUUACAAUGUUACUUUGCUCAUGAGAAUUUGGCGGGAAACAGUGUUAUCGAUGUUAUGUAACCUUGAAGUAACCAAUGAGAGCGCGCGCUUUUAGGAAAAAACUUCCAGCUUGAUGACAAUGCCCUUUUUACGAACGUGUAAAUAAUCUCGUAUAACAAGGUUAAAGAUGCAUCUUUUGAAAACAAUGAGCUUUUUCUUGCUUUACAGUGUCUCUCAUUUCCACGAGCGCCCUUCCCAGUCGACCUAUUCCAGUAAAAGAACUGCCCGAGCAUUGUGCUCGUUACCAUGCCAACAAUAACGCUUUAUUUAAUGACGAGUUUAAGGUAUGAAAUCCUUAUUUCUUAGAGUGUAGAGGGACUAGCUAGUUUAUAUUUUCUUAAUUAUUUCAAUUAUCCGUCCUUAUUCGCUAUAGAAUUUGAGGAAUUUCUUGCAAAUUACAAAAUCACAGCCUUAUCUCCCAAGCAUUGAUACAAACAACAAAAAUGAAUCGUUUGAAAAAACCUAGAGGCUAACAAGUUAUCAAACGCCACAAUUGGAAUCUGUUUCAAUCUUCUUCAAAAUUUUUCACCAGUAGCGCGUUGGAUGAUGGGAAGAGGGAAUUAGACUCUCUUCUUCUCUUGUCCCUUCCCAUCGUCCCCCGGGUUUUUUUUCCUCUUCCUAACCUCCCUGCGACUAAACGAAGGCUUUCAUAAAAGGGAGAGGCGCCCACCAACUCAUAGAAGAACGCACUUAAUUUCCGCUUUACCUUUUUUUGUGACGUCGCUAAGACUGAAACAGGCUCCAAGACCGUCAAAAACACCCGGUUAUCUUCGAUUAUAAUCAUUUAAUAGUUUUCUACUGUGAAAGGUUUGAACACAGGAGUUAUUUCUUAAGUAGGUUGAGUAUGAUUGUCCUGGUUAACGAAACGCACUUGAAUUUCGAAACGCACCAAUGACAUUACUAGUUUCCGCAGUCAAGAACAUCACAGCUUAACUGACAGACAACCAAUAAAAUCGCAACUUAAUUAACUAAUCAGAACAAUAACCAGAGUUUAAUACCAUCAACUGACGUGAUACAACUCACUUUGACUCUGAAGAUGACUACCGCAAAGGUUGUCGAAACGUCAGUCACUGUCCACAACAACCCUAUUCAGGACUAUGUUCACCCAGACGAUUAUACCCAACCUACUUAGUUUUCUAUACUGUUGUACAUAGAAAAGCUACCACUCACAUUUUUUGUUUCUGACCUUAGUGCCUUGAUAAACUAACUUGGAAAUCAUCCUGGGAAGCGAGUCAAGAGGGCCACAACCGAGCCAAAAACCGAUACUGUAAUAUUGUGGCGUGUAUGUUCCAAUGCUCCUUAUUGUUGCAGUGUUUGUAUUGUUGAUUUGUAGUAAUUUGUUCAAUAAAUUAAUAGGCCAUUUGCACGAUGAUGUCCUUUCACCACUAAGACCAGAAUUCAUUUCUUUUUUUUUUCUUUUUUUUUUCACAUUCGAAUUUGGAGGUUGUUUGCCAUUUACAUGGGCAAACCGGUAGGUCCACGGUUUGGGCAAAUGGUAGGCAAAAUUCAGGACUGGAAAAUUUCCUCCCAAUCAGUUCCAUUACUGAAAAAGGACCGCGAAAGCCUGAAACUGGUAUCAAAGACGGCUUUGGAGAAAUGGAUCACGAAUUUCAGUUUGAAAUAUUCCGUCCAGAAAAACAGGACUACCUUUUCAGAUGUUCCGUUUCUCCCGGGAAUUUUCCGUCGGAACGACUCGAAAAGCCGUGUUCCAUUUACUUUCCAGCCGGAUUUUCUGGAAAACGUUUUGUAAAUGGUAAACAACCGAUAAUUCCGGUGAGGAAUAAAAAAACCAACGAAGGAUUCAGUAGCCUCGCACCUCUUUAAAACCUCUUUUACUGAUUUAAUUUGAACUCCAUGGGUCGCCAAGGAUUCUUGUAGCAGAAAUAAAGUCACGCCAUCGUGCAAUUGGCCUAUAUUACACAAGUUUCUACUCACAUUUACGCACAGGAAGUUUCCACCAACAUUUAAUUAAGGUUUGCGUGGAUUGUCGAGGGCAAACUUCAAUUUUCUCAUCAAAGACAGCAAAUGAUAUGAAAGUAUUGGUGAAGUUUUUUUCACUUUACGAAAGUUAAUGACACAAUCAAACCCCGCUUUACGGAGAACCGCUUUUAAGUCAGACACCUCAUCGACGCGGACAGUUUGCUUUGCCUCUUGGGAAAAAAGCCUCUAGAUUUUCUCCAAAUUCAGCCUGCUUAAUCAGACACCCAGCUAAUAUGGACACUUUCUAUGGCCCCCUCAAUAUCCGUAUUAAAGGAGUUUGACUUUAUUGAAAACUGUUUUGCUUUCUUGGUGUUAGGCAGUAUGCGCUAUGCGCAUGGAACUCCACUAGUAACUAUCUACGCUAAACUGAUAAUCUGAAAAUAUGUCUUUUUUAAUAUGUAGAUGAUCACAGCCGUGUGAUACUGAAAUCUGUAAGAGAUUCACCAGGAUCAGACUACAUCAAUGCUAAUUAUGUGGAUGUAAGUUAAUCAUUGAACCCGCAUAUUGACAUCUUUUACAGUUAUACCUCCACUGAAAACAAAGAAACCAUAACUUAUUCGAAUAAACAUAGAAGUUCAUAAGUAAAAAACUACAAGAAAAUUGCUUCUCUCUGCUUUGAAACUCCAAAUUAUUGGAAAAAUCAUUACGUUUAUUAUUAUUAUUAUUAUUAUUAUUAUUAUUAUUAUUAUUAUUAUUAUUAUUACUACCAAUAAUCCUUUUACGGGAAUGUUGACGCUUGUCAAAAGUGGCAGCAAUGAAUAAUGGCAGUUACCAGAUACUAACACUCUAUCCGCCUAGAUUAGCCCUGAUAUUUAAAAUAAAGUUGAUAUUCUGGUACAUUAGCAUUCUCUUUCCACUUCUCAAAAGAAAGUUGGAAUUUAAGGUUAUUUAUAACAGUUUUACGUCGACGUUUUUACAGUGAUAAUAUUCCUGGUUUUCUGUAAAAUCCUGUAAAUAUUUUUGAAUUUCACUGUAGGGUUACAGCUCUCCAGUCAAGUAUAUUGCAACCCAAGGUAAAAGUUUUUUUUCUAUUUUACCAUUUGUAAGUUUUCGUCCAGUCUUUUAAUUAACCUAGAUGAAUCUUCUUUUUUCUUUAUAGGACCUUUGAAAAACACAUUGAACGAUUUCUGGCGAAUGAUUUGGGAGCAAAACGUUAAAACAAUAGUCAUGAUUGGUAUGCAAAACGAG